AUGAUUUAUUCUAAUGAGAAUCGUUUGAGUGGUCAAUAAUCAAUUGACUAAUAAACUAUUUAAAAGGAAGUUUACAGUUUUAACUAUUAUGAAGAUAGGAUGGAGAAAUUAAAAAUUCAAAUCAAGUUCACAUCAGAUUAAUAAAUCAUAUAUUCAUAAAAUCAAGCAAUUUUGAGAAUGUAAAUUUUUUUUAUAAUUUAAAACAAAGAGUAUAAGGCAAUAAUGUUCUUGAAAAACCAGAAAUGUUUAAAAAUAUAGAUCAAAUCCACAAUCUUUUAUGGAAAGGUUAGUAUGGUAAAAAAAAAGAUGGAUGGUUAAUGGAUUGCUUUUUGGAAUAAAGUACUUAUAAAGAAUGUAGGAGGAUAAAGAUAACUUAUUUUAAAUAUUCUAUACUAUAAGGAAGGGUAAAAGUAAGGAUUAUGGAAAGAUCUAUUCUUAAACUAUUAGAAGUGAG
Messenger RNA from Paramecium sonneborni, 454 nucleotides. The record is from the annotation of a GenBank genome assembly. NCBI's taxonomy places the organism in Eukaryota, Ciliophora, Oligohymenophorea, Peniculida, Parameciidae.